Messenger RNA from Asterias rubens (European starfish), 3694 nucleotides. Its product is annotated as twisted gastrulation protein homolog 1-A-like. NCBI's taxonomy places the organism in Eukaryota, Metazoa, Echinodermata, Asteroidea, Forcipulatida, Asteriidae. Gene Ontology annotation, biological process: regulation of BMP signaling pathway. The record is from RefSeq and is a predicted model, not a curated record. The transcript has 4 exons. Bases 1 to 819 code for a protein of 272 amino acids.
AUGGGUAAGAUAACUUCCGCUCAUGGCAUCCAACCAAUUUUCAUCAUUUCCCCUCAUGGUGCUAUGAACUGGCAAGCCCCGGCCAGGCCAUGCCGGCACGGGGCGAGGGGACUGCGGUCCAAGUUCAGUCACCAGUAUGACUGGUGUGAUAUCCUCAUCACCAUGAUCGACAGACACUACUUGACCCUUGCCCUCCUGGCCAUCCUCUGGGCUUGUGCGAUUGGUCACAUCAUCGGCUGCAAUGAGAACCGCUGCGCUUCGGAGGUCAGUAAGUGUCAACUCAUCGGCUCCUGCGGCUGCAGGUAUGAGGCUGAAAACUGCAGCUGCUGUUUAAACUGCUCACGUUGCUUGGCUGAUUACUGGGAGGAGUGCUGCAGUUGUACUGGUCUGUGUAGAGCUCAAGGUCAGAGUCCGAUCCCAGAAUGGCGGCUGAGCACUCUUCUUGAGCUGACUCCACUACCAUCUCUCUUCCAAGCUCUGACCAGCUUAGAAGCUUCCCAGGACCCUAACCUGAGAUGGAUAGCGAUGCCACUCACCCUGAAAGAGCAAGGAUUACUCAUUAUGCCUCCUGGGAAGACAAUGGAAGAGGAAGAGUCACCCAUCUUCACCAGCGUCAACUCCACCGGAUUGGAGGAAUGCGUCGUUGCUUACAUGGACGACUGUACAUCCCUUGGUAAAUGCGAGAAUACGUGCCGUUCCAUGGGUGCCGCUAGACAGCGUUGGUUUCAUAAUGGCUGCUGCGAGUGUGUUGGCUCGUCCUGUUUGAGUUACGGCAAGAACGAACCGCAGUGUAAGGAGUGCCCCAUUGAAGACUACUGAGUUACAAUGAGUGACGGACUGAUUGAGUAUUUAUUGAAAGGAGCAGCUGUGAGGCACUCGGCAGUCUUUGAGUUCAGUUAGAUGAAACGAGCGUUGAGUACAGAAAAGUUGAUCGGACUCCAAAACCUGCACUGGUAUUUUCGUCUGGUCGGACAUUAUCAAGCACAUUUUGAACAAAAACAUGACAAGGCAGAAUGCUUGAAUGGGAGUUAUAAAUAUUAUGUAGUUUUAUAUCCAUGAUUGAGAUUUGAUUAUGUUUAAGGUAGGGUCAUAUAGAUUGUUUUUUCGUCAAUUUAUUGCUCAUUUAUCGCCAAAAUUAUCAAGAAAGAUACAAUAAAAGAUACAAUGUGACAAUUUCAGCUUUCACAGUAUUUUCAUCAAGAAUGUUGAGUCGAUCCACAUUUUGCAAGCCGACUGCACUUGUGAAUGGACACCAACCCCCUCAGAAAUCUGUGAAAUGAUUCAUGCAUGAAUCGGUUCUCAAAUUAAAAUAUCUGAACAUUUCAGAUGAAAUAAUUUAAAGGAUGCAUACUGCCGUUAUCAUCUUUAUAACUUUAUAUCUCCUUUUUGUGAACAUUUUUAGAUGAAAUAAUUUUACAGGCUGCUUACUGCCGUUACCAUCUUUAUCAAAAGUUAAAGCUUCAGACAAAAAUUACACACAUUUAUUUUAUUUAUUUUUUUUUUGGGGGGGGGGCGCCUUAACCAAAGUAUGACUCUACCUUUAAAACUGUACAGAACUAACAGUUCCCAGAAAACGCCAGCAAAGCAUUCUGUAGGAGUAAUGCAUGCAUAAAGUAUUUUGUGCUACCAACAAGUUGUAUGACUUCGCUUUGUAUAUUUGUGGCAUAUUAUAGAUAUUUCCUUUUUGUGUCGGUGCUGGGGAACACUAAUCAUUUUAGUCACCGUUUAAAAAAAAAAAAGCACCGUUUGGAAAGAGAUGUUUGACAAAACGCAACAAGGAAACCUUAAGUUGAUAAGUUAGACCCGUAGGCGCCUCAGGAUUAUAUUAACGUAUAUAUUGUUUUCAGUAACCAUUUAGAUAAAGUCACGAAAUAUCUUUAUGUAAACAAUUGCUAGUUCUUGUUAUCCAAAAUGUAAAAAUUAAAUUUGAAUGUUUCUUUUUGUAGUAAUUUAACUGUAAUAUUUGUUUUUACAUUUUACAUUCAAAGGUUUUUGUAUUCUUUAAAAUACUUCUCAACAUCAGUGAUAUUUACGUUUCAUAUAUAUAGUUCGAAGAAGCACAGAAGCUUGGUUAAAAGACAUUUGAGAAUGCAGACAUUUUUGUUGUUAACAUUCAAACCAUUUCAACCAGAUCGAGGCAAGAAGUGCAAAUUAUCUGGUCCAAAUUGAUAUCAUGAGCAUUUGUAUUCAUCACUGUAGCUGAACACAGGGGACAUGACCAAAUACCAUAGUUUUAAGCAUCAUGGAGGUUUAUAUAAUGUAUAAAGGUAAAACAAACAAGACGUUUCAAACUAAAAAUUGAAAAACAAGGAAGUUGAAUCUGUGUUAAAGUGUUUCGGGAAACGAAGGAAGGAAACAGUGGCAGUUUAGGAAAGGACCUGAAGACAAGAUGUCCGCAGUGAUUCCCCCGAGGGAGGGGUAGGAAAGGGGUGGUUUACUCUCGCAGAUCUCUAAGGCUCCAUUUCAGCCCAUUUCCGCUUGAUGAUGCGUGACAUUCAUUAUGACUUUGCCAAAUUUAGAUGUUAUAUUAAAACCAGCCUGCAAACAUGCCUCAUUAUAGUGUCAUAUUUACUUGUCAUGCUCUUGUAUGUUGUUUUUGUAACCUUGUCUUUUUAACCUUUUACAACAUAUUUUGACUGAAUGUACUCUAACAAAUGUAGACAAGGGGGAUGUCCAAUCCUGUCAAAAUCUUGAAGGCAAGGCAGAGAGAAUUCAAUUUUCAAAAAAACCCUUUUCCCCUUAGCCAAUUAGUAUUUUUCAGCAAUAAUUUCCUAUUAUGUCAGUUAACGAAUUCACAUUUCCAAAAUAUGUUUGAUUCAUCGGCACUACUCUGAAAAUAUUGACAAUUGUUGGUUCAGUUUUGUACGUGUAUAUAUUAAAGUAGAAUUUGCAGCUUAUUUUGGCGAAGAAGACAGAGAUUAAUGGAAGACAUUUUAAAGGGAACGUACACCUUUGGUAUUUGGAACCUUUUGAUUGUUUUAUUCCUAUACAAAUGUAGAUCAAUACAAUAAAACUAAUCUGUAAAAAAUUUCAUUUCAAAAGGUGGUAGCGUUUUUGAGAUAUUCCCAAAAAUCCAGAGCAGUUAUAAUCCGUAAUUGAUAAACACAAUCUGAGAAACAUACAGAAACAUUUUUGUGGUCAAAUUUGCCGAGAGGUGUCAGAAAAAAUUUCAAGAUUGUUGAUCGGACAUUUGGAAAUUUUGGAGGGAGAAUAACUCAACGGGGUUUGGAACUCCCCAAAUAAGCAGAGGAUAAUAGUUGAAGAGUCAAUGAAUAAUUACACCUUUUCUGUAAAAAGCUGUGAGAAUUCUUAGUAUUUUUCAUGUAUUUUUGAAUAUUUAGCAUUUUGCAGUGUAUUCUAUUGAAGUUUAUUCAGUGGGGUACACUCUUGUACGUCUUGUAGAUUUGUGAAGCAGCCAUCGUGUCUGCCAUCUUUGAGGUCAGGUCACAAGAAGAGUCAGAGUGCCUUGAAGCAAACAUGUCUCAUUAAAAUAUAUCGCAUAUGUCGCAUCAAUAUAGACUGCCAGAUUGUCAGAGCUCUAUAUGUAGUGGAUGUCAUUAUUAUUAUUAUUAUAAGUUCUACCUAUGUAUUGCCAAAUGUGUUUUGAUGGAAAUAUCCUAUGUGUUGGCAUUUUGGAACAUCAUUUGUGCUUCCAUUUUUAAAAAGAGAAAUAAAAUGAAAACUAGCUAAAACA